Biomphalaria glabrata is the source of this 1227-nucleotide messenger RNA. RefSeq lists its product as uncharacterized. The coding region runs from base 1 to 1227 and encodes 408 amino acids. NCBI's taxonomy places the organism in Eukaryota, Metazoa, Mollusca, Gastropoda, Planorbidae. The record is from RefSeq and is a predicted model, not a curated record. The transcript has a single exon.
AUGGAAGGUGCUGAUAAGGUAGGCUCAGUCAUGGUAGACGCAGACAUGAAAGGUGCUAACAAGGUAGGCUCAGUCAUGGUAGACGCAGACAUGAAAGGUGCUGAUAAGGUAGGCUCAGUCAUGGUAGACGCAGACAUGGAAGGUGCUAACAAGGUAGGCUCAGUCAAGGUAGACGCAGACAUGGAAGGUGCUGACGAGGUAGGCUCAGUCAUGGUAGACGCAGACAUGGAAGGUGCUGACGAGGUAGGCUCAGUCAUGGUAGAUGCAGACAUGGAAGGUGCUAACAAGAUAGGCUCAGUCAAGGUAGACGCAGACAUGGAAGGUGCUGACGAGGUAGGCUCAGUCAAGGUAGACGCAGACAUGGAAGGUGCUAACGAGGUAGGCUCAGUCAAGGUAGACGCAGACAUGGAAGGUGCUGACGAGGUAGGCUCAGUCAAGGUAGACGCAGACAUGGAAGGUGCUAACAAGGUAGGCUCAGUCAAGGUAGACGCAGACAUGGAAGGUGCUAACAAGGUAGGCUCAGUCAAGGUAGACGCAGACAUGGAAGGUGCUGACGAGGUAGGCUCAGUCAAGGUAGACGCAGACAUGGAAGGUGCUGACGAGGUAGGCUCAGUCAAGGUAGACGCAGACAUGGAAGGUGCUGACGAGGUAGGCUCAGUCAAGGUAGACGCAGACAUGGAAGGUGCUAACAAGGUAGGCUCAGUCAAGGUAGAUGCAGACAUGGAAGGUGCUGACGAGGUAGGCUCAGUCAUGGUAGACGCAGACAUGGAAGGUGCUAACAAGGUAGGCUCAGUCAAGGUAGACACAGACAUGGAAGGUGCUGAUGAGGUAGGCUCAGUCAUGGUUGACGCAGACAUGGAAGGUGCUAAUAAAGUAGGCUCAGUCAAGGUAGACGCAGACAUGGAAGGUGCUGACAAGAUAGGCUCAGUAAUGGUAAACGCAGACAUGGAAGGUGCUGACGAGGUAGGCUCAGUCAUGGUAGACGCAGACAUCGAAGGUGCUGACGAGGUAGGCUCAGUCAAGGUAGACACAGACAUGGAAGGUGCUGAUGAGGUAGGCUCAGUCAUGGUUGACGCAGACAUGGAAGGUGCUAAUAAAGUAGGCUCAGUCAAGGUAGACGCAGACAUGGAAGGUGCUGACAAGAUAGGCUCAGUAAUGGUAAACGCAGACAUGGAAGGUGCUGACGAGGUAGGCUCAGUCAAGGUAGACGCAGACAAGGUAGCCUGA